This is a messenger RNA of Schistocerca gregaria, 1066 nucleotides long. RefSeq lists its product as uncharacterized. Gene Ontology annotation, molecular function: proton-transporting ATP synthase activity, rotational mechanism. The transcript is spliced from 5 exons. Gene Ontology annotation, biological process: proton motive force-driven ATP synthesis. The record is from RefSeq and is a predicted model, not a curated record. NCBI's taxonomy places the organism in Eukaryota, Metazoa, Arthropoda, Insecta, Orthoptera, Acrididae. The coding region runs from base 16 to 957 and encodes 313 amino acids.
GUAUUCUUACACUAAAUGUGUACUUGCUUUCGAGGAUUUGGUAUUUUGAAUUCUGCACGGCCAUGGAAAAGACCUGUACUUAAGAGCAGUUUUGGGAAUACAGAUGGCGCUCGCCGCGCGUAUCCUGGAAAAGGCGCACUGCAAUUAUUGGGCAUUCGCCGCAAUACUGUUAGAACGAUAGAAAAAAUUACCGGAACCAUGAAACUCGUAUCUCAGGCCCAGCUCAUGGGGGCUACUAAAUGUGCUAGAGAAUAUGCGCCCUUUUUUCAAAAUGUCGAAGAGUUUUUGAAAAGAGUUCCAGCUGUUGAUUCUGCAGACAAAAAAACGCUCAUGCUUCUUGUCACAUCGAACCGUGGGCUUUGUGGGUCCCUCAAUACGCAGCUCGUCCGUGAGACACUGAAUGGCUCGGAAGUCAAGAAGGAACAAACUAGGAUCGCCGUGUUGGGCGAUCGAGGAGCAACGACGCUAGAGAAAAAGCCGCCCUACCAUUUGAAGGUCCUCUUUUCAACGCAUCCUGGCCGCUCAGUCACGUUCAUCGACUUUUCGCAGGUUGCAGAAUUAAUUGCUCAGCAACAGGAAUAUGAUGAGCUGUUGAUCAUUUACAACAAGCUGAUCUCGAAUUCUGUAUUUGUUAUCAGCAACAUUACAGUUCCCUCCGCCAAGCACCUUCAAGAUAAGGCCAACGCUCUCGGAUUCGACUUUGAACAAAACAAAGAUGACCUUUUCCAGAAUUUCUAUGAAUUUUCAGUCGGAACGGCCGUUCACUACGCCUUUUAUCAGAAUGCAGCGUCUGAAAUACUUUCUCGCCGCAACGCGAUGGACGGUGCGAACAAGAACUGUAAGGAACUCAAGGUCAAAUUAGGCAUCGUCUUCAACAAGUUGCGUCAGAGCUUGAUUACCACGGACCUUAUUGAAGUGACAUCGGGAGCGGCUGUUGUGGAGGAAAUGGGACGAUAGAGCCUUUCUGUGUAUUCGAAGAAGCAAGUUAUGCUUCAAGAAAUAAUGUUGCUCGUCUCCGCCGCUUCAGAGCAUGCAAUAAAAUUUUGUUCAAAGUGUGUUUUUUUAA